AUACAGCCUCUUGGAAAUUUGAAAUUAAUGGACCUCAGCUACUCUAAUGACCUGAUCAGGAUUCCGAACCUGUCUAGUAUUGCCCCAAAUCUCGAGUUUCUAUAUUUGAAAGGAUGUUGGAGUUUGGUUGAAAUUCCCUCUCUUCAAAAUCUGAGCAAGCUUACUGAACUUUAUUUAACUGGAUCCAAUAAAAUCAAAGAUUGUCCAGAGAUUCCGUGUCAACUUGUCAUAUUGUCCUUGGAUCGGUGUACAGCACUCGAGAGUCUUCCAAGCAGCAUUGGCAAUUUGAAACGUCUUGAAGAACUUCAUCUAGCUGAAUGUUCAAGACUCAUGACUAUUCCAAGCAGCAUAGGCGAGUUGAAAUGUCUUGAAAAGUUAUUUCUCCCGAAUUGCUCAAAUUUAGCAAGUCUUCCUGAAAGCAUCAAACAACUUUCGAAGUUGAAACGACUUAAUUUAAGAAGUUGCGAGAGACUUAAAAGUUUACCAGGGCUUCCAUCAUGCUUAGAAUUAUUACGUGCAAAUGAUUGCCGCUCUCUGGAAUCUGCAUCAAUUUCUUUCAAUUUCUUAGAACAUGAUGAUGAAAAUGAAGAAGCGGAUAGAAGUGAACAUGAAAAUGAAGAAGCACAUAAAAGUGAAUCAAGAUUGCAAAUUUCUUAA
This is a messenger RNA of Hevea brasiliensis (rubber tree), 657 nucleotides long. Its product is annotated as disease resistance protein TAO1-like. The annotation marks the transcript as partial. Lineage: Eukaryota; Viridiplantae; Streptophyta; Magnoliopsida; Malpighiales; Euphorbiaceae. The record is from RefSeq and is a predicted model, not a curated record. The transcript is spliced from 2 exons.